AUGAAAAACGCGGCGGGCAAGAUCGCCCAAUGCUUCCAGGAAUUCCUCAGCUCUCUCCACUGUGAGAGCUAUGGCGGCAGGGGUGUCGACGUCACGGUGCUCCCCCCGGACCCGAGGAACCCAGGCGGCCCCGGGAGCAAAAAUCCCUUCGCACAGCCAUGGACCUUCUACGUACAGAUCCAGGAAGACCCAAAGGACCUCAUGCGCGCCUUCUUCCUGUAUCAGGAGCACUUCGCCCUAACCUCAGGCGACGAAGUACCGGACCCCACAUUCACCGGCGCGGACAUGGGCUUUGCGGCCUCUUUCAUCGAAAAACUACUGAAGACUUACGACUGCUUCCAGGACCCUCCUGAGGGGAAGUUGAGAGAAAACUGGCAAUUUGUGCUCCCCAGCAAACAAAGCAACCGCGACAAAGCUGAAGAAGCACUAGGUCAGAACAUAGCGUACGCAGCGGAGAUACUAAGGCGCCAACAUCGGCACUGCUGCUACUCCGUUUUCGUUUUCGGCCGCAAAGCGCGCCUGGCUCGAUGGGAUCGCGCCGGGGCCAUCGUGACAGAAGCUUUCGAUCUUGUGGACGAUCCACUGCCGCUGUGCGAGUUCUUCUGGUUAUUCUCCCAGAAUCUCUCCGAGGCGCAGCGUGGCUAUGACCUCACAGUUCACCCCGUCCUCUCGCCGGAUGACAGUGAGCGUUUCCAUCAAGCCAUCAGAAAGCACGCGGAGACGCAGCUCAGUAAGCAGAAGACAAUCGAGGAGGCGGUCAAGGAGCACUACUUCGAGGAUUGUGUCGUGUCUAUGUGGAUAACCACAGCUUCGGCCGACACGGACCAGCAAUUCCUCGUGUCGCGCCCUCUCCUCACACCUUUGACGUUCGUAGGACGCGCAUAUCGCUUAUAUUGGGCUCUGGAAUGCAGCACCAAUCGUAUCGUCCUCCUCAAGGACUCAUGGAGGUACCCCCUGGAUCAUUUCCAGCGCGAGGGGACGAUCAUGGAAGUCCUGUCUGACGUUCCCAACGUCCCGAGUGUUGUCUGCCAUGGUGAUGUCCACUGGGUCGAAGUCACAGCGAAUGAUGAGGAGUAUAUUCUUGACGUCCACGGCCCAGGACUCAGGUUCAUCGACGAACCUUGGGUCUGUGGAUUCAAAGAGGCACUGAAGCAACGAAUCUUCGAGCGCACACAUUAUCACGUUGUGGUGGAUGCCGCCGGUUACAACUUGCUCGACCUGAGCGGAACAUCGGAGCUGUUGCAUGGGUCGUUCCAUGCUUUUAAAGCGUACAAAUCUGAGUCUGUUGAGGAGCUAUGCGACAUGCGCACGAAUGGCAUGGCUAUAUUCACGGCGUACUCGACCCAUGGAGUGUCGUUCUUUAUCGGCCUUACGGGUCUGAUCGGCGUCGAGGUCUCAUCGUGGCCAGUGGCUACAAGCCUCAUGACCACUCAUCAGCAAGACUGGCAAUUCGUUAGCCAGGCUAGGCUUACAAACCAUGCCCUUCCGCCCGGUCUCCUCCAGGAUAUGGAGUCUAUGAUCUGGCUUCUCAUCUAUUGCGGGCUCUUACGUCUUCAGCAUGAUCAGGAACCUGCGGAGACUCGACGUUAUCUCGAGAUGGUGUUUGAUUUUUACUCACCUCAGGUCAAGGACAAGGGCCUAGGGCCCCUAGGCGGCACCGGAAAGCUUGCUGAACUACGGCAGAGAACUCUUAUUCGAACGGUCCAUUGGACCAACCACGUAUUCCAGCAGUGGAUACAUACUCUCCUCGACGCCCGAUCCCCAUUAGACGACAAUCCUUGCCGAGAUGAGUUCAAGGCGUUGUGGAACCCAAGUACAAUCGCGGCGAUAUGGAAGAACAUGCUUUACCAGGACACCAUUCCCGAUGACGAGAUGGUCAAUAACCUUGACCCUGACCAACUCGGGACGGACAUGGUAUCCGCCAUUCCCGCUGCUGUUGCUCGCACACAGUCGCAGAUGCCCACGAGCAUCAGCACGAGGUAUCAGACACGCUCUAUGACAGCGUUGAGGCACAUGGAAUCCGCGAAGAAGGCCGUCAAAGUCGAGUACCUUCGCGUUGGAGUGGCAGGAAAGGCGCCAGCCCAUCAUUCGCGAACCCACGGUACAUCAAUGACGACAUAUACGCACCUUGCUGCAGCGAUGCAGCCAUUUGUGAUGAGCGGCGGACUAGCAGCCGCAAGUUCUCUGGAGACGGCGCAUGGCCCGGAAUACACGAGCAUGACGCAUAGAUAUGCGCAGCCUGUACCAGAUGCGGAUGGAGGAGCGUCAUCACGUCCCAAACACGCACCGGCGCAGAGUAGGAAGGUUCAGAUCAGUCUAGGCAAGAAGAGUGCAUUGAGGAAGAUGGUGUGA
This is a messenger RNA of Dichomitus squalens LYAD-421 SS1, 2352 nucleotides long. RefSeq lists its product as uncharacterized. Bases 1 to 2352 code for a protein of 783 amino acids. Lineage: Eukaryota; Fungi; Basidiomycota; Agaricomycetes; Polyporales; Polyporaceae. The transcript is spliced from 9 exons. The record is from RefSeq and is a predicted model, not a curated record.